Molecule: messenger RNA, 1539 nt
Organism: Volvox carteri f. nagariensis
Lineage: Eukaryota; Viridiplantae; Chlorophyta; Chlorophyceae; Chlamydomonadales; Volvocaceae
Exons: 8
Coding region: 1-1539 (512 amino acids)
Biological process (GO): protein import into nucleus
Cellular component (GO): nuclear membrane; cytoplasm
Source: RefSeq, a predicted model, not a curated record
AUGAACGAUCAAUUCCGAGCGGCUGUCGCAGCUGUUUACGGCAACGACCCUGCGCAGCGACAAGCCGCAAAUUUAUGGCUAGAUGGCUUUUCCAAAACCCCUGAGGCAUGGGGUUGUGCGUUGGCUCUAUUGGAGUCUACAAGUGGCGCAUCGGUAGAGCAGCGAUUCUUCGCAGCCAACUUGUUGGCGUCGAAGACGAGAAGUGACUGGGGUGGUCUUAACCCACAGCAUCGGUCCCAGCUGGCAGAUGCAUUUGGAGCCCUCCUACGCGGCAUGCUCCUAGCCCCAGCGGGGACCUCCAGCCCCGCCGCUGCCGCCUUCCCGCCCUUUUCCCUGGAGCCCCCGCCCCUCCUGGAGCGAGUGGCUCGACUGGCUGCCACUGCAGCGGCGCUGGGUGGCCCCGUCGCAGCGGGGCGGCAUAUGUCAUUAGCGCAGGAGCUGGCUGCAGCGGCGGAGGCUGACAGGACGGGGGAUGAGGCGCUGCUCCGCUGCAGCCUGUUGGUGCUUCAGCUGCUAGCAGAGGAGGCGGAAGCUCUGGACAGUGUCCGUCGUAAGGCCCUGAUGUCCGGGUCCGGCGGUGGGGCUGCGGGCGGUGGCCUCGCUUCCCAGCGAGCGGGUGUGGUGGCGUCAGUGCGAGGCGUAAUGGCGACAGCGACGGGGUCCGGUGCUGCGGCGGGGGCUGGUCACUGGGGUGGUGGCGGCAGCCCCAGCAGCGUCAGCUUUCCGCUGCUCCUGAGUGCCUUACGGUGUCUAUCGGCCUGGGUACGACUGGACGAAAGCGGAUGUGCGGAUGGUGGCAUGUCGCCCGGGGAACUCCAAGCGAUGUCUCCUGGCCUGCUACCCUCGACUCUAGGUCUCCUAGCCUUGCCGCCGCCGGGUCCCCCCGCUUCCUCCCCACUUGCGGUCACGCCAGCUGGCCGACGGCAGCAGCAACCUGCCAUCGCCCUCUACGCCGCAGUCGGGGACCUGGCGGCGGACCUGCUGGGCCCCGGAAGCCGUAUAUGUACGGCAGCCGCCGGCGGUGAAGCCGCCGACGUCGCCGCUGCCGCGGCUGCAUUGGAGGUGCUCAUCGCGACGGGUCCGCAGUUGGCGGCGACGGCCGCCGCGGAAGCGGCAGCGGAAGCCGGCAGAGGUGGCGGCGACGCCGGCGCGGCGCUGGCGGCGCUGAUGGCUUGGGCUCGCGUGGCGGUGGCAGUGGCGGAGCGCAACGCUGAUGAUCUAGCCACCGGGCCCAGGGAGUGUGCCGUACAGCUAGCGAAUUGCGUGGUGGCGGCAUUGGUCGCACGACCAAACCGUCGGGAGUUGGUUGAGACCUGUACGGACUACUUUCUCGCGCUGAACACCGUACCUACUGCGGAACGACAUCCCGCCCUGGCCGCGCCGCUGUACGGCGCCCUGCUGCCGAUCAUUAAGCGCGCGGUGUCGUACCCCGCCAAUUUUGAGGACUGGGAGUCGGAGGUGGAGGAGGACGAGGAGGCGUUCCACCGUCCUCCCCUUCCGGGCAGUGUUUUUUUUUUCGUUUGGGGCCUAAUACCCUAG